CACCAGGAGAGAUAACGUGGUCACAGUGGUUCAUUCCUUUCCCCUCCUUCUUGACUGAAUCAUUAUCCAGAGCGUGGGGAGUCUUUCAAAAAAUGCUUCUCAUUCAAGAAAGAGACCCAGAAUGAAUGACAACAUCCUUCCACCCAGCAUUCUUGGGUGCCCAGCAGUGUUCCAGUUAGUGGGCGGUGAACGAAUUAAGAAACCAAUCCCUCUACAAGAACAGACUGUCAAAGAUGAGAAGGGACGGUACAAGCGUUUUCAUGGAGCAUUUAGUGGUGGCUUCUCUGCUGGCUAUUUUAACACUGUGGGUUCAAAAGAAGGAUGGGCACCAUCGACCUUUGUAUCAUCACGUCAAAAGAGAGCAGAAAAAACUGUCCUUGGGCCAGAAGAUUUUAUGGAUGAAGAGGAUCUUGGUGAACAUGGAAUAGCACCUAAGGAAAUUACAAUUACUGAUGAAUUUGCUUCCAAAAGCAAAGAUAAAAUAAAGGAGAAGGCCCAGCGGAUUGCUAGGGUUGUUGCUCCUAUUCCUGGAGCCACACUGUUGGAUGAAUUCAUAGCACCUGCAAAGAUAACUAUUGGUGUUGACUUGUUGCGAAAAAUGGGCUGGAAAGAAGGACAAGGAGUUGGACCACGAGUAAAGAGAAAACCACGCAAACAAAAACCUGAGCCUGAAGUGAAAAUAUAUGGUUGUUCAUUGCCACCAGGGUCUGAAGAAUCUGAGGAAGAAGAUGAUGAAUAUCUGCUGGAAAAUGUGACGUUUGCACCCAAAGAUGUAAUGCCUGUAGACCUGACUCCUAAGGAGGAUGUCCAUGGACUUGGUUACAAAGGCCUGGACCCCACCAAAGCCUUAUUUGGAGUUUCAGAAGAACACUUGAGCCUUUUUAGUCACAGUUCUGAAAAUACAGGUCUGCUUGGUGAGCUGCAGCACAGUAAAGGACGAAAACUUGGUAUCUCAGGCCAGGCUUUUGGUGUAGGAGCUUUGGAAGAGGAAGACGAUGACAUUUAUGCUACUGAAUCGCUUUCCAGAUACGAUACUGUUCUGAAAGAUGAAGAGCCUGGAGAUGGGUUGUACGGCUGGACAGCACCCCAGCAAUAUAAAAGCAAGCAAGGAGUAGAGAAACAACUUAAAUAUAUCGGGAAGGUUUUGGAUGGUUUCUCUCUGGCAUCUAAGUCUGUGACUUCCAAAAAGAAGAUCUAUCUACCUCCUGAUCUACCAAAGGAUUACAAACCAGUCCAUUACUUUCGACCCGUGAUAAAAGCUAGUAGUGAAAACUCCCAUCUAGUGCAGACGUUAGCAGAAUCCACUGGGAAGCUUGAAAGCAAUUCAACACUGCAAAGCAGACACCAAAAUACUGCUUCUCAGAGGAGGGAAUUGCUGGGUGAAACAACUCUUCAAGGUCCAGCAGCUUCUGUUCUGGAGUAUCUGUCAGAAAAAGACAAGGAGAGAAUCAGAGAAGUGAAACAGGCAGCCGUACAGCAGAUGAAAGCUCCAGAGCUGCUUCAGCAACCUUCGUAUAACCAAUUCCAUGCACCUGCUUUACACGAUACUCCACUGAAGUGGCCGUUGGGGACCCAGUUGGCCACCACUGGUCCUAGUGAUUUCAAGCCAUUUGGAAAGCAGCCAGAAAAACAAAAGCGAUAUGAAAAUUACAUAGAAACUCUUAAGCAUGAAAAGAAAGAUACGGUAGAAAGCUGUUUAGAUCAGAAUAUGACUGAAUGGGAGCGUGGAAGAGAGCAAGAGGAGUUCUCUCGUGCUGCAGUGCUGUACAAAUCCUCCAGCUCUGUCUUAUCUUCAAGGUUUACACAUGCUAAGCAUGAAGAUGACACGGAUAAAGUAGAAGUCCCUCGAGAUCAAGAGAUGGACAUUGAUGACAAAGAGGCUGCUGCAAAGAUGAAGAUGUUUGGGAAGCUCACAAGAGAGAAGUUUGAGUGGCACCCUGACAAGCUAUUGUGCAAAAGGUUUAAUGUUCCCGAUCCCUAUUCAGAAUCAUGUAUUGUUGGAUUGCCCAAAGUGAAACGUGACAAGUAUUCUGUAUUUAAUUUCUUGACGGUAUCUGACUCUGCAUUAAAGACAUUGAGCAAACCCACAAAUGUAGGAGUGGAGGAAAGUAGUAUUCCAAACAAGCCAAAGAAGCCAUCAAGAUGGGAUGUAUCUGACAAAGAGAAGAAAAAAAAGGAUGCCAUUAGUGAAUUCAUAAGUGUGGCUAGAUCAAAGGUUAAUGUUCAGGAGCAACCACCAACGCCAGUCAACGAGAAGGACAAAAAUAGGACAAAUGAAGCUGUUUCCAAUAAGACAGCAAGUGAAUCUAUUGGUCACAAUGAAGAAGUAGAAGAAGAAGAAAGCAGACCAUCCAUGGAUUUAUUUAAAGCCAUCUUUGCCAGCUCUUCGGAUGAAAAAUCAUCUUCAUCUGAAGAAGAGAGUGAUGGAGAAGACCAAUCAUUAACAGUGAAGGAACCAGCCUCUGAACAUGGAAAGCCUCAUGAUCUGCCAGAUACUCCUUCAGCUUCUGAACAUAGAAAGCUUCAUGAUCUGCCAGAUACUCCUUCACUUGACGUACAAGAAGUCAUCACACCUGAGCUUCCUCUUACUAUAAUUCCACCCUCAAAGGAAAGAAUUGAUCAAGAAGAGGAAUUUGGACCAAGACUGCCUCCAGCUGUUGUUUCCGACAUUCCUUCAAAGCAUGAGGAAAUACAGCUGACAAGUUCUCCUGAAGUGACUAAGAAAGAGAAGACUAAAAAGAGCAAAGGAAAACACAAGACCAAAAGAGUGCACAAACACAAAAAGGAAAAGAAAAAGAAGCACAAGAAACACAAAGCCAAGGGCAAACACAAGAAUAAGAAAUCUGAGAAAAACAGUGAUUCAGACACUGCUGAUAGCAGCGACAGUAACAGUGAAGAAGAGAUCACAGAUAUACCACCACAGGAACUUUUAAGAAGACACUUUAAGCAGGAGCAGAAGAGGAAAAGCUGGAGGGAGAGGGCUAAAACAUCUUCCACUAGAAAAACGGUAGCCUGGAUUCUUAUAUCUCACCUUCAAGUCUCAAAACAGAUCUCCUCUAUGAUGGCAGAUCAGCAAUAUAAAGCAUAUUUGAGUGUCCUGUAAAUACUGUAUUUAUGUUGGAUUUGAUAGCAUCAAAUCAUAACAUGUUGUUAAUUUUGUGGAUUCAUAGCUAACCGAAUGAAAUGUGGAAUCCUGGAAAAGGCUCAACUUUGUGUGACUCCAAUAUUGUAAUAUCAAGAGGAAUCAUGCAAGUUCUGCAUUUUAAUGAAGAUAAGCUCGAGGAAAUUUUAAUAAACAGAAUUUACUAAG
Hemicordylus capensis (graceful crag lizard) is the source of this 3310-nucleotide messenger RNA. It is a transcript of the gene GPATCH1, whose product is annotated as G-patch domain containing 1. Gene Ontology annotation, biological process: mRNA processing. The transcript has 21 exons. Lineage: Eukaryota; Metazoa; Chordata; Lepidosauria; Squamata; Cordylidae. Bases 122 to 3103 code for a protein of 993 amino acids. Gene Ontology annotation, molecular function: RNA binding. Gene Ontology annotation, cellular component: nucleus. The record is from RefSeq and is a predicted model, not a curated record.